Molecule: messenger RNA, 1077 nt
Organism: Peromyscus leucopus (white-footed mouse)
Lineage: Eukaryota; Metazoa; Chordata; Mammalia; Rodentia; Cricetidae
Product: calcitonin gene-related peptide 1
Exons: 5
Coding region: 254-640 (128 amino acids)
Cellular component (GO): extracellular region
Molecular function (GO): calcitonin receptor binding; hormone activity
Source: RefSeq, a predicted model, not a curated record
CUCGCUAGAUGCUCUGGGUUCUGGAAGCACCGAGGUGACGCAAUCUGUCUGGGCACGGGGCACUUCCACUCAUUGGCUGCCCGGCGCUCCGGGACCCCUCCCGACUCACCGCGGCGGGAAUAAGAGCAGCUGCUGGCACUGGGAGGCACCGGAGCCACUGCCCAGCUCAAGAGUCACCGCACCGCAACCUCCGCCCGGCCCUAGCAGGACCCCGCAGUCUCUGCUCCAAGUCACCGUUCACCAGGGAGGCAUCAUGGGCUUUCUGAAGUUCUCUCCGUUCCUGGUUGUCAGCAUCUUGCUCCUGUACCAGGCAGGCAGCCUCCAUGCAGUGCCUUUCAGGUCCACCUUGGAAAGCAGCCCAGGCCUGGCCACUCUCAGUGAAGAGGAGGCUCGUCUGCUGGCUGCACUGGUGCAGGACUACGUGCAGAUGAAAGCCAGGGAACUGGAGCAGGAGGAGGAGCAGGAGACUGAGGGCUCCAGCAUCACUGCCCAGAAGAGAUCCUGCAACACUGCCACCUGUGUGACCCACCGGCUAGCGGGCUUGCUGAGCAGGUCAGGGGGUGUGGUGAAGGACAACUUCGUGCCCACCAAUGUGGGCUCUGAAGCCUUUGGCCGCCGCCGCAGGGACCUUCAGGCCUGAGCAGUUAUAGCCCCCAGAAUGAAGGUUACAAUAAAGAUAAACUCUAAUUCUUCUCAUGUGUAAUUAAAGUCAUGUGCUGGAAAGGCUGAUGGAAGACAUAUAUAUUUGCAUCCUUCUUGGUAUUGAAAACCCUUCUCCCUUUGACAGGAACUAAAGCUAAGUGCAGAGUAAGCUCAUUAUAGUUGUCUAUUGUGCAUCAUGUUCUAUGUGAUUCUGUAUCCAAUAAACAUGACAGCAUGGUUCCGGCUUAUCUGGUAGCACAUCUGGUCCCAUAAACCAGCCUAUUGAUGUUGACAACUCUGAAAAACCUCAAGGGGAUUGAAACCAUUGCCUUCUAGGGACACAUGGUAGUGUUGUGACUUAAUGGAACUAUAUGUUUAAAGAAAUGUCAAUGUUGUCUCUCGUGAACUUAAUCAAAAUUAAAAAAUGUAUUUUCG